AUGCAGGCGCAGUCGGUUGAUCCAGCGAGCUCAAGCUCGACAUCUCAUGCGGGGCCUGACGAUGUCUUUGUCGAUGUCCCACUCAAGCCCAUCGUCCGCCUAGAAGAGAGCGUGGUCAAUCGGAUCGCGGCAGGCGAGAUCAUCCAUCGGCCGAGCAAUGCCCUCAAAGAGCUGAUCGAGAACAGUUUAGAUGCAGGCUCGAGGCUGAUCCGCAUCACGCUCAGGGAAGGAGGAAUGAAGCUGCUACAAAUCCAGGACGAUGGUUGUGGUAUCCGACCUCAAGACUUGCCGCUUCUCGCCGAACGUUUCGCCACUUCAAAACUCCGAGAUUUUGCGGAUCUAUCCCAGAUGACGACUUUUGGGUUUAGAGGCGAAGCGCUGGCUAGUAUUAGCUAUGUGAGCGCAUCUAUGCGCGUAGUGAGCAAGACGAGAGACUCGGAUUGCGCGUACGGAGCUUGUUAUGCCAAUGGCGGGUUGGUCCCGCCCAAACCGGGCCAGAGCUCUGCUCCGAAACCUUGCGCUGGAACGAAUGGGACACUCAUCACUGCUGAAGACCUCUUCUACAACGUCCCCCAACGCAAGAGAGCUCUCAAGAGUGCAGCCGAAGAGUACAACCGAGCGCUGGACGUGGCUGCUCGGUAUGCCGUACACUACGGAGGUCGAGGCGUGGGCUUCGUCUGCAAAAAGGUGAGCGCCGUCUGGCGCGAAGCUCAUCACGUCCAUUUGGCAGGUUUGCAACUGCGCAGGCGCUAAGCGUGUAGCUGCCCUCUGCUCGCUCACAGGCUUCCUCAAACGCCGCAGACUUGAGCGUUUCAUCCUCUCCUUCUACUACAACGCUGGAUGUGAUAAGGACACUACACGGUAGCUCCGUCUCGCGCGAGCUAGUGCAGCUGAAGCUCAGCCAACAUCCUGAGCUCAAGUUCUCCGUUGAAGGAUACAUCAGCGGUGCGAAUUGGAGUGCCAAGCGGACCACCUUCCUCUGCUUUAUCAAUCGUGAGCGCACUUUGCCAUUUUCGUUGACUGCAGCUCAAAGACGUACCGCAGCGCUGCUAAGCGGGCACUUCACCCUUGCCCAACCCCUAAAAGAUCGCUCAGUGGACUGUCCAGCACUCAAACGCUCUUUUGAAGCGCUAUAUGCCGCCUACCUCCCCAAAGGUGGGCACCCAUGGAUCUACAUAAGCUUGGAGAUCCAGCCUGAUCAAGUGGAUGUCAACGUGCAUCCCACAAAGCGAGAAGUCAGUUACAGCAUCGAAUAGCAGCCGAGCAGGUCAGACUGAUCUUGCAGUUUCUCGAAACAGGUUCACUUCCUGAACGAGGACGAGAUUGUGGAAGAGGUGUGCUCGCUGGCUCAAGAAGUCUUGGCAGGAGCGAAUGCUAGCAGAAACUUCCAAUUCAGCGUGAGCUUCGCUGAGGGUUCGAGGAUGGAGGAUGUGAUCAAGUUGCUGACGUGCGGGAUCGACUGCGGUUCUAGCAAGCGCUGCUUUCUGGUGCGAGCGAUGCUGAUCAGCCACGAGCAGCGGUCUCCCAUGCUGCUUCAGAUGGUGCGUGCCUUUGGCUCUGAUGCUCUAGACAAAAGACACGUGUAUUCUCACACAACCAGCUCGUUCACCCAGCAGACAAUGCCACGCCCGCAGUGACGCAUCGAAACAGACCUCCUCAGCACAUGAUACGGACCGACAAUUCCGAUCAGAAUUUGCUGGGCAUGGGCUUCACCCAAAUGCUCUCUUCACAGGCUCCGGGCGAGGUUGAUAGCUCGCCCGAAGAGGAUGCCCCAGCACAAGACGACGCGUCGGUUGGCGGCUACAGACCUGUUGACGUACGGCAAAGCGUCAGAAAAGCUCCUCAGGCUGUGGCCGAAAGCGAAUGCUCUUUGACCAGUGUGCGCGAGCUGCGCGCCCAGAUUGUCAAGGUCAGACACGUUGGUGAGCAUCAUCGUACACGGUCUGUCCAUUUUCCUUUGGUAGAGGUGUUUGAGUGGAGAAAGACAAGCUGAUUCCUUCAUCCACGUUUCAAACUUUCAGCUCUCACUGAAGUACUGAAGAAUCACACCUUUGUCGGCGUGGUCGAUCCGACAAUGGCCCUCACACUCAUACAGCACGAGACCAAGCUUUACCUGAUCAAUCAUGCAGCGAUCAUGUGAGUUUCACCUCCGUCCUCGGCCCGUGCAAAGUCGCUUGGUCGUUGCAAGCAAUGCUCUUGACCCUGAUCUCACCUUCGUACAAAUCUAGCGAGGAAUUUGCGUAUCAGCUUGUCAUGCGUCAAUUCGGAAGCUUUGCGACACUGAAGCUCGACCCACCACCCGACAUCAGGAGAUUGAUUCGGAUCGCAGCAGAUCUUGAACCGGAUAUCGAGGAAGCUGGGAUGUCCAUCGACGAGAUCGUCGAGGUGCGUACAAGCUCGAUGAGGUUGCUCGAGUCUCUCUGCAAACUCAUUUCGCUGCCACUUCCUUUCGCGCAAUGCAGCGAGUCAUGACGAUCUUGAUCGACAGAGCAGAGAUGCUCGAAGAGUACUUCUCAAUCCGCAUCGAUACUGGAGAUGCUACGCUGAGAAGUAUCCCUGCGCUGCUUCCUGGUCAGGCCAGCAUGCCGCUGGAACGACUGCCCACCUUGAUGCUGCGUCUUGGACCUCAGAUAGACUGGGAGGACGAAAAAGGCUGCUUCGAGAGCAUCGCGCGAGAGAUUGCUUUUGCUCACGUGCCCUUUUGCGCUGGAUCGGCGGAUCAUGGCCAGAACAUAUCGAAUACGCCCAGGAGAGAGAUGCAGAUCGGCGAGGACCAAGUAGAGACGGAGCGCGCACUGACUGCGAAGCAUGCUAAAGAUGUGUUUGAUGUCCAUCACGUCUGGAUGGCAGCAAUGAAGCGCACGCCGUUCAAUGCGCCCAAAUCGGUGAGAUGAUCUGGCACUACAUAUCUGGCACUACAUCACAUGACGUUGCACUGCCACUCAUUCUCGAGGUCUACUCCCUCUUUCAAAUUCGCUCUGCAGCUUCUGGAGCGCGAUGUGGUGCAAGUUGCCAACUUGCCAGAUCUAUGUAAGCUCUUGCGAUUGUCCCCAUGCACAGUGCUUCGCGGCUAAUUACAAGAGUAUGACACUUUUGGUAGAUCGUGUCUUCGAAAGGUGCUAG
This is a messenger RNA of Ceraceosorus bombacis, 3123 nucleotides long. Lineage: Eukaryota; Fungi; Basidiomycota; Exobasidiomycetes; Ceraceosorales; Ceraceosoraceae. The record is from the annotation of a GenBank genome assembly.